UGGUGGGUGGCUGGGUGCUUUUGAAUUUUUUGGAUGUGAAGCACUGAUUUAUUUUUUUUCUGAGUUUACGAAGGUAGGAGCUGUGCUGCCAUGGAACCCAAGAAGACUGCUGCUGCAGAGGCCGGCGAGAGGAAGAAGGAGAAGGUGACGCUGGAAAUGAAGAAGGAGAUCAUCGGGAAGCACGACAGUGGAAUGCGUGUGACAGACCUCACCAGGGAGUACGGCAGGAACCCAUCGACCAUCGGCACCAUCCUGAAGAUGAGGGAAAAGAUCCUUGCGACUGAUGCAGCCAAGGGAGUCACCAGGAUCGUGAAGAACCGCCCAGCUGUUCUGGAGGAGGUGGAGAAGUUGCUGCUCAUCUGGUUAGAAGAGAAGCAGUGUGCAGGGGACACAGUGACUGAGGCCGUCAUUUGUGAGAAGGCCAAGGCCUUGCAUGCAGACCUCAUCCGGGAACAGCCAGGAACCUCAGGUGAGCCAGAAGUCUUCAAGGCAAGCAGAGGCUGGUUUGACCGCUUCAAGACAAGAUCUGGAAUCCACAGCGUGGUCAGGCAUGAAGAGGCUGCCAGUUCUGAUGUUCCUGCGGCUGAAGACUUUGCAGCGGAGUUCCUGGAGCGGCUGUCCUCCAAAGAACUGAGGGACAUUUGCCAGAAGUGGAAAGAUGUGCAGGCUUUUGCACAGUGGCACCACCCUGACAAGGACCUGACACGUGACCUUGCGAACACUUUUGAUACGAGGGUCAUGUUGUCUUUCAGGGAGGUGAUGAAAAGGCGGAUGAAGCAGCAGACCAUGGACAGGUUCUUCAGCAAGAAGCAAAGAGUGGAAGAGGAACCUUCUUCGAGUUGUCCCCCAGAGUCUUAGAAAAUGUACUGUACACUUUGUUGAUUUUUAAAUGUUUUUCUGUCAUGUUUAGAAACUUAAUUUAUUGUUCCUUCAAUUUUUGAAAUGCUCUUUACAGUAUGUGUGACUUUAAAGAGCACUUAAUAAACUCUUUUUGUACCAAA
Messenger RNA from Podarcis raffonei (Aeolian wall lizard), 1001 nucleotides. Its product is annotated as tigger transposable element-derived protein 1-like. Gene Ontology annotation, molecular function: DNA binding. The transcript has 2 exons. The record is from RefSeq and is a predicted model, not a curated record. NCBI's taxonomy places the organism in Eukaryota, Metazoa, Chordata, Lepidosauria, Squamata, Lacertidae. Gene Ontology annotation, cellular component: nucleus. Bases 91 to 858 code for a protein of 255 amino acids.